AUGGACCGGAAAGUGGUGCUGGUGACGGGAGCGAGCCGGGGCAUUGGGCUGUGGACGGUGCGCCACUUGCUUCGUGCGAGUCGUGUCGUGGCCUUAUCGCGUUCGCGCACGCCGGAGCUGGAGGCCCUAGCGCAGGCACAGCCUGAUGACGUGGCGAUCGUGCAGGGUGACGUCACGAAGGGCGCUGACAACCAGGCGGCGUGUGACGAGGCGCUGCGUCGCUGGGGCCGGCUGGAUGCGCUCGUGCUGAAUGCGGGCAUUGUGGACCACCAGCUGUGUGCGGAUGUGACGCCGGAGCGCUUCUCGCAUGUGCUCAACGUGAACGUCGUGUCGGUCACGCAGACGGUGCGUGUGGCGCUGCCUGCGCUGCGCGCGGCGCAUGGAGCGGUCGUGAUUGUGAGCAGUGCGGCGGCUACGAGCAACAUUGCGUCGUGGGCCGCGUACAAUGCGUCCAAGGCGGCCGUGAAUGCGUACGCACGCACGCUCGCGAACGAGGAACGCGAUAUUGCGUGCUUCCCGAUCCAUCCUGGCAUCGUCGACACGGACAUGCAGGUGCAGAUCCGUGCGAACGACCAGAUGCCGGCGGCGCAGCGCGAAUGGAUUGCGUCGCUGCACCGCGACGGCAAGCUUGUCCCGCCCGAGAAGCCCGCCGAGGUGCUAGCGGCGCUCGCGCUGCGCGGUACGCGCACGGCGCCUGUGCUAGACGACGGCACGGCGGUCGGUGCGGACGGCACGUUCCUGUCGUGGGACGAGGCCGUCCUGACGGCGUGGCGGACGGGCGAACGUGUAUAG
This is a messenger RNA of Malassezia restricta, 792 nucleotides long. RefSeq names its product short-chain dehydrogenase. The transcript has a single exon. The record is from RefSeq and is a predicted model, not a curated record. Gene Ontology annotation, molecular function: oxidoreductase activity, acting on NAD(P)H, oxygen as acceptor. Gene Ontology annotation, cellular component: intracellular anatomical structure. Lineage: Eukaryota; Fungi; Basidiomycota; Malasseziomycetes; Malasseziales; Malasseziaceae. Bases 1 to 792 code for a protein of 263 amino acids.